AUGGAGGAAACAUCUCUGCUGCGGCUGAUUUUUCUGAUCUCACUGCUGAGCUGCCCAACAAACCAAGCCUCUCUGACUAUGAGUCCCAGCAGCUCUCAGAUGUUUAGAGGAGAGUCUGUCUCUCUGAGCUGUGAGGAGGACGACAGCUCUGCUGGAUGGACUCUGAGGAGGAACACAGACAAAGAAACCAGAGCUGAGUGUGGGGUUGAAUGGGGGGAAACUGUUGGUUUUUCAUGUGAAAUCAGCUACAUCCUCCCAUGGGACAGUGGAGUUUACUGGUGUGAGUCCAGAGAGGGAGCAACCAGUAACAGCAUCAACAUCACUGUUCCUGGUGGACCAGUGAUCCUGCAGAGUCCUGUCCUCCCUGUGAUGGAGGGAGAAGACCUCACUCUGACCUGUAAAACAAAGAAGCCCUCCAACUCCCCACCUGGUUUUUAUAAAGAUGGCUCCUUCAUCAGGACUGAGCCUGCAGGUCACAUGACCAUCCACCAUGUUUCCAGGUCUGAUGAAGGCCUCUACAAGUGUUUCAUCAGCAAUGUUGGAGAGUCUCCACCCAGCUGGGUCUCUGUCACAGAGAAACCAAAGACUGCAAGCCCACCUCCAAGCUCUCUGCCGCACCCUGACACAACAGCUCCGCCCCCCGACACAACAACAGCUCCGCCUCCUGACACAUCCUCAGACCGCCUCCACCUUCUGUUCAGACUAGUCGUCCACCUGGUGGUGUUCUGUCCGUACUGCAUCUCCACUUACAUCAUGGUGUCUCUAUAUAGAGACAGGACCACAGGAAAUGACCUGUCUGUCUCCAUGGUGACGACACCGCCCACCCAGGCUGAUGAGGGAUUGGAAGAUGAUGAUGUCAUCACUGCUGUCACCACGGUACACCACUUCUGAACUGAUUUGAAAAGAAGCUCAAGUGUUUUGAGUCCUCAUAGAUCAGAAAAAGGGCGGAACUGAAAGGUUUUGUCUCAUUGCAAAUCUUUGGUCUGAACUGGACUUAAGUAGCAGAUAGUUGAUCAGGUUC
Perca fluviatilis (European perch) is the source of this 1021-nucleotide messenger RNA. RefSeq names its product high affinity immunoglobulin gamma Fc receptor I-like. The transcript has 6 exons. Lineage: Eukaryota; Metazoa; Chordata; Actinopteri; Perciformes; Percidae. Gene Ontology annotation, biological process: cell surface receptor signaling pathway. Bases 1 to 891 code for a protein of 296 amino acids. Gene Ontology annotation, molecular function: transmembrane signaling receptor activity. The record is from RefSeq and is a predicted model, not a curated record.